Molecule: messenger RNA, 2976 nt
Organism: Phyllopteryx taeniolatus (common seadragon)
Lineage: Eukaryota; Metazoa; Chordata; Actinopteri; Syngnathiformes; Syngnathidae
Gene: gpr78a
Product: G protein-coupled receptor 78a
Exons: 3
Coding region: 871-1899 (342 amino acids)
Biological process (GO): adenylate cyclase-activating G protein-coupled receptor signaling pathway
Cellular component (GO): membrane
Molecular function (GO): G protein-coupled receptor activity
Source: RefSeq, a predicted model, not a curated record
CGGCCACAACAUUAGGUACCCCUGCAUGGGCUAAUAAGAUCCAAGACAAAAGCUUUAUCAAAAAUAUGAUUGCUCACUUCUUUGAGACUGUCAGAGAGGUAUUAAUGUGACAAUCUGUUUAAUAUUGUGUUUAUAAUUUUCAUUGCACUGCAUCACUUCUAAUAUUUUAAUUGCCUUAUUUUGGUACUUGACAGGGAUAAAGUAGAAACAACGCUCAAUCUGAUGAAGGGCAUGUCGAGUCGUUGUUAAUAAUAAACAUCUUAGCAAAUUCAUAUCCCACAGACUAUGUUAGUCAUACCUGAAAAUCAUUAUCUUUGUAACAGAAGAUCAGAUGUUUUUAUACAGCUCUAUAUGCAUAACUUGUGGGUCUUUACAUUGUAAAGCUUCUUGUUGGAUUCCUCGGAGUGUCAACUAAUUUCUGGGUAGAAAACAGCCCAAAUGAGUGUGCAAACUCCCUGACAAGCCCAUAUUAAGUCCUGCUUGCAUGAAUAUUGUUCAAGCGUCACAUGAGCCAGGAAGCGGCUGCACGUGCAGGGCGCACGGCAUCUCCAGCGUGAGAGGAGGUGCCAGCUAGUGCGCAUGUUUGAGAGCCACGAGAUAGAAAGAGAGAGAGAGCAAGCCACCGUCCAAACACUUCUCCUCUGGUAUUUCCUGCAGUUAGUCCACAAUUGGUGAAAACAGUCUUUGGAUGUACAGUAGCUGAGGCAGCUCAAGCCAGAAGUGAUCAGUUUUGGUGUUUCAGCACUGGACAGCUCUCUACAUGUGCACUUUGUGUGGGAAUCUGUCUCAGCUGACGGGAAGCUGGAACAUGUAGGACUUUGUUCUACAGCAUCUGUAGCCACAAGAGCUGCCGAAGUGGAGUCUCGAACGAUGACCAUCCCCGAGUUCCUCCUGGAAGUGUCAAUAGUGGUGACGGCUGUUGUCUCCUUGGUGACCAACAUGUCAGUGCUACUGUGUUUCACUCAGAGCUCAGAGUUGAGGUCCCAUGUCCCGGGAAUCUUUGUCCUGAACCUGUCUUUCUCCAACAUCCUCCUCGCUUUCAUCAACAUGCCUACCACCUUUUUCGGGGUGGCCAAAAGCGGAGAACCCUUUGGGAACUUGUUCUGCCAAAUGGUCAGCUUUGUGGAGACCUUCCUCACCACCAACAGCAUGCUGAGCAUGGCGGCUCUAAGCCUGGACAGGUGGAUCGCUGUCAUGUUUCCUCUGAGCUAUUCCAGCAAGAUGCGCCUCCGGGAUGCUAUCCUGAUGGUGGUCUACUCCUGCCUUCAGUCCCUCACCUUCUCUCUGACUCAGCUGCUCAUGGACUGGGGAGGCUACAGCCACACGUACGCCUCAUGCACCGUACACCUGGCCACGGAGGGAAGGUCGCAGCUUGCCGCCUACGUCACCUUCACUGUGCUGCUCCAUUGCAGCAGCUUUGCUUUCAGCCUGGCCGUGCUCUGCUUCUCCUACCUCAAAGUUUUGAGAGUGGCCAAGUCCCACUGCAAGAGGAUAGACGUCAUCACAGUGCAGACUCUGCUGCUGUUGGUUGACAUUCACCCCAGUGUGAAAGAAAGGUGUUUGUCAGAACAGAAGAAGAGGAGACAGCGGGCCACGAAGAAAAUUUGCAUCUUCAUUGGCUCGUUCAUCUUCUGCUUUUCACCGUAUGUCAUAACAAGGUUAGUGGAGUUGUUGCCCUCUGUGCACAUCCCGCAGUACUGGGGCAUCACUACCAAAUGUCUGUGCUACGCUAAGGCUUCAAGCGAUCCAUUUGUCUACUGUCUAUUGCGGCACCAGUACAGGAAGGUCCUGGUCCGUGUCAUCGGCCGCUUCGUGAGAAAGGAUCAUUACUUGCUUUCUGCCAGCAGCUGGAGCAGUACAUUUGACACCACAGAAGACACUUGUGUUAGAAAAACAUGAACGCAGUAUGCAGCUCGUUCUAAUGAGGCGGCAACUGCACCCCUUCUGCUCAAUGUUUAGAUAGAGUUGACAAAUGGAAAGGGACCUGGGCCCUGCUCAAGGACACUUUCACUGAGGGCUGGGUCACGUACUUGGUGGAGACACAGCGUGACCAAUUUAUUUGUCAAGGACAACAAUGUAACAAUGUAUGCUGAAUGCAAGCACGCAUUGUUGUGAUGUGUGCCAAAAAUCCUUUUAAACGCUACAGACUGUUGAUUUCCAUAGGGCUGAUCAGUUUGCCUUCCGAGGCGCUGCCAAGGAUUUCUUCACAUGAACAAGUAUACAACACAUAUACAGUAAUUCCAAUAUCAAUCUUAUUGGAUUGUACACUUGGAGUAAUGUUGAGUUUGUAAAGAAAUGUUAUUCAUGUGCAUACAUUCAUAUUACAGCAACUGAAAUUGACAUAAAAUAUUGUGUCCAGUGCCAUGCAUUUGAAAUUGUGUGAUUGUACCACAUGACAACACAAAUACAUAUUUGAAGAAUAAACUUGUCACAUCUAAUUCAGUAAAAACACGACAGUCAUGGAAUUUCUGUGUGUAAAUGUGUCGAGAGACUGUCUUCGAAAAAUGAUUUUUACUUGGUAUUCUUCCAUUAUGUUUUAUUUGUAAUAAGAGCGCCAUUGCAAAACAGACCUCAGCCAUGCUCGGACAAGUUAAAAAACUAUAAAAAAAAUAUAUUGUGGACCACUAUAUUUGUGUGUGUGUCCAAGCACAUUGUGUUGAGUUUCUGCAAUCAGCAGUGCACACUUUGACAAAAAUGAGCCAGUGGAUGAUAGCAACCAAUUAUUUUAGCAUUCAAACACUACAUAAGCAUUAGAAACAACAAGCCUGACUCAAUUACGUGUGAUACAUGGAAAAUGAUGUAAGUCACAGGAGUGCCAUAUUUUUGCUUGUCUGUAUUGAGCAGGCUACCUUCUGGUUCACAAAGAAUCUUAUGAGAUGUUGAAUUGCAUGGACGGGAUGCUGCCAUUUGUAUUUUCGGGCGAGGGGGUGGAUUUCAUUUCACAAAGGGCAAAAAAAUAAAGGGAACAAAUUCCUC